Molecule: messenger RNA, 627 nt
Organism: Lindgomyces ingoldianus
Lineage: Eukaryota; Fungi; Ascomycota; Dothideomycetes; Pleosporales; Lindgomycetaceae
Exons: 1
Coding region: 65-604 (179 amino acids)
Source: RefSeq, a predicted model, not a curated record
CACGAACCCAGAUCAUAUCAUCAUCCGCCAUAUACAUACUCCUUCUCACCCACCCUCCUCCACGAUGCCAGCCCAAAGCAAACAGGUGCUAGGACAGCAUAUUCAACCGCCAGCCAGGCUCAAUGUGAGGCCGCUGCGCUCAGUUUUCCUCGCUGGAAAUAUAAAUAUGGGAACGGCCCCUCCAUGGCAGAGAGAAAUGGCAGAAAUACUCUCAGACUUGCCUAUAGUCGUCUACAACCCACGCCGCGACCAGGCAGGCAAUACAUUCGAUCCAACCCUGAAGCAAGAUAUCUCGAAUCCGAAGUUCAAGGAACAAGUUGACUGGGAAAUGGAUCACCUCGACCAGUCUGACAUCAUCGCCAUGUACUUUGACCCUGACCCUGUGAAGUUGUCACCGAUCACUUUACUGGAGUUAGGUCUUCACGCACAAGAUAGAAAACUGAUUGUAUGUUGUCCGCAAGGACUUGGUCGGAAGUGUAACGUUCAGAUCGUCUGCGAACGGUUUGGGAUAAUGCUCCUUGAGACGCGGGAGGACUUUGAAAAGACAGUCAGAAAAGAAGCGGAGAGGCUCUGUUCGAGAAAAUCAGUAGUUGUAGGAUUCUGAACCUGGCCUGGGGUAUAUGGGAG